This is a messenger RNA of Carica papaya (papaya), 3105 nucleotides long. The record is from RefSeq and is a predicted model, not a curated record. Lineage: Eukaryota; Viridiplantae; Streptophyta; Magnoliopsida; Brassicales; Caricaceae.
UUGUCUCCUUCUCUACUCCGGUUUGUCUUUUCUCUCUGCGAUUUUUGAAAGUUUUGAGCUCUGGAUUUCUACUCUUUGGAGUCUAUGUAGUUCUUUGUCUUUUGAAGAUUUGAACGUAUACUUAGCAUUGUUUGAAGAAAAAGAAAUGGAGAUUGUAUUGCAGACUCGCAAUCGAAGGAAAAACUAGCCAUCUCCGCCGUCAUUAUCUUAAGCAACUAUAUACAUGUACAUAUAUAUAUAUAAAUAUAAUUAACAUUGCUAUUCACAUGACCUUCGUGUCCGAUUUUGCAACAAGGAAAACAAAAGAAGGAGAGACAUUGAAUGAUAUAUAAUCCGGUGAGACGGCGUGGCUGAGAGAGAGGGAUCAGAAUUAAGUAACAUUUGAUUGGAGGACGGAGAGGAUGGGAGGUGAUCGAAACGGAGGGAUGAUUGAGGUGGAAUACGUGGUGGAGGAUGUUAAAGAACGAAUAUCGUCGUCGGCAGGAAGCCGGUACAAUCUGGUGUCGAACCUGUUUAAUUUGGAUUCCAGUCUUCGCAAGUUUAGCCGCGAGAGCGUCAUCAAUGGCAUCAAAUACUUCUCUCGGGGAUGCAUUAUCUCUCCAGAUAGCAGGUGGUAUCGAGCCUGGACAACGUUCAUACUGGUAUGGGCACUGUAUUCGUCCUUCUUCACUCCCUUGGAAUUUGGGUUUUUCAGAGGUCUGCCAGAGAACCUGUUUAUACUGGACAUUGCUGGACAGGUUGCUUUCUUGCUAGACAUUGUUUUGCAGUUUUUUGUUGCCUAUCGAGACAGCCAGACAUACCGAAUGGUCUAUAAGCACACCCCAAUUACUCUCCGGUACUUGAAAUCAUCUUUUAUCAUUGAUUUACUUGGCUGCAUGCCUUGGGACUUGAUUUACAAGGCUUCCGGAAACAAAGAAGAAGUCAGGUAUCUCUUGUGGAUUAGGUUAUAUCGAGUACGGAAAGUCAUUCAAUUUUUUCAGAAGAUGGAGAAAGACAUACGAAUCAACUACAUGUUUACCAGGAUUAUCAAGCUUAUUUUUGUUGAACUUUAUUGCACACAUACAGCAGCUUGCAUCUUUUACUAUUUGGCCACCUCUCUGCCACCACAGCAAGAAGAGUACACGUGGAUUGGAAGUUUAAAAUUGGGUGAUUAUAGGUAUUCGCAGUUCAGAGAUAUUGACCUCUGGAAGCGGUACACGACAUCUAUGUACUUUGCCAUCGUCACUAUGGCCACUGUUGGUUAUGGAGAUAUACACGCUGUCAACUUGAGGGAAAUGAUAUUUGUAAUGAUUUAUGUUUCAUUUGAUAUGGUUCUUGGUGCCUAUCUGAUCGGUAACAUGACAGCAUUAAUUGUAAAAGGAUCUAAGACAGAAAAAUUUAGGGAUAAAAUGACAGAUCUUAUUAAGUAUAUGAACAGAAACAGACUUGGAAGGGAUAUUCGUAAUCAGAUUAAAGGCCACUUUCGUCUGCAGUAUGAGAGUAGCUACACUGAUGCUGCUGUACUUCAAGAUAUCCCCAUCUCCAUCCGAGCUAAGGUUAUUAGACUCCAUGAAGAGUUUUUUUUGCCUGGAGAAGUUAUCAUGGAGCAAGGAAAUGUGGUGGACCAACUAUAUUUUGUCUGCCAUGGUGUACUGGAGGAGGUGGGUACUGCUCAAGAUGGAUCAGAAAAGACUAUUUCAUUUUUACGUCCUAACAGCUCCUUUGGUGAAAUUUCAAUCCUGUGCAACAUUCCUCAGCCUUACACAGUUCGUGUUUGUGAACUAUGUAAGCUUCUGCGGCUUGAUAAACAAUCUUUCACAAAUAUUCUGGAGAUAUAUUUCCAUGAUGGUCGGAGAAUCUUGAACAAUCUCCUAGAGGGAAAAGAAUCCAAUCGAGUUAAGCAAUUGGAAUCGGAUAUCACCUUUCACAUUGGUAAGCAAGAAGCAGAACUUGCUCUGAAGGUCAACAGUGCAGCUUACUAUGGUGAUCUAUACCAGCUUAAAGGAUUGAUCCGAGCAGGGGCUGAUCCCAACAAAGUAGAUUAUGAUGGACGGUCUCCUUUGCAUCUUGCAGCAUGCAGAGGAUAUGAAGAUAUAACAGUUUUUCUUAUUCAAGAAGGCGUAGACAUCAAUAUAAAAGACAAAUUCGGGAACACACCCUUAUUAGAAGCCUUAAAAAAUGGACAUGAUCGAAUUGCUUCCUUACUAAUCAAAGAAGGGGCUUCUUUAGAUAUAGACGAUGCUGGUAGUUUUUUAUGUACUGUUGUUGCAAAAGGUGAUUCAGAUUUUCUGAGAAGGAUUCUUUCCAAUGGCGUUGAUCCAAACUCCAGAGAUUAUGACCAUCGAACUCCACUUCAUGUUGCUGCCUCGGAAGGAUUAUAUUUGAUGGCAAAGAUAUUGGUGGAAUCAGGGGCUAGUGUUUUCUCAAAGGACAGAGGAGGAAACACACCCAUUGAUGAAGCGCAGAUGUGUGGAAACAACAAUUUGAUCAAGCUACUAGAAGAUGCUAAGUCUGCUCAGCUGUCAGAACUUCAUUAUCACUCUCAAGAAGUUAAAGAUAAAAUGCACAAAAAGAAGUGUACCGUCUUUCCUCUCCAUCCACAAGAUGCUAAAGAACAAAGAAUACAUGGAGUCGUUUUAUGGGUUCCACGCACCAUUGAAGAGCUCAUCAAAUCAGCAGCCGAGCAUCUAUCUUUUGCAGAUGCUUCAUGCAUACUGUCUGAAGAUGAAGGUAAAAUUAUUGAUGUGGACAUGAUUAAUGAUGGGCAGAAACUCUACUUAAUCAGUGAAACACAUUAGACAGACAUUUUUACUAGUUUGAUAUUACAAAGCUCAGGCUUCACGUUAUUCGAUUGUGAGAUUGUCGCCUCUGGAUACUACAAUUAUUUGCAUAUCUCUAAUCUCAUAGAGAGUUGUUCAACAAAUAAUGCGGGAGGUAUAGAAUACUCAAAGAUCCAUUCUAGGAGUAAGCUUGUCACUUGUUGUUGUUGUUGUAAUGUGUUUAAUUUCACCAUCUUAUGUGCUUAUAGAUACUACAAUUAUCCGCAAAUACUGGUUUGUCUCUGUAAUCGCCAUGUAAAUAUAUGCGUCAAUUUUAUCUUCAGAGAGAAUAAAUCUAUCACAAUUU